AUGUUCUAUAAUACUCAAUUGGCGCUUUUCGCUGUCGCGGUUGCCCUCCUGGCACCAUCUAUCCAGGCAAUGCCCACCCCAUCGCAAAACGAGGCACCUACGAAAGUCGCUCUCGAACGCCGAGAUCCCAUCGCCUCAAUCUGUACCCAGAAUGACAUUAUCAAUGCGGCCGAUUUCAUUCUAUACAACAAUCUCUGGGGUGAAGACGAUGCCACCUCCGGAUCUCAAUGCACAUAUCUCGACUAUGACAACGCCAAUUCGAUCUCUUGGCAGACAUCUUGGACUUGGGAAGGUCCCAGUGACGUGAAGAGCUACGCCAAUGCAGUGCUUAACAUUCCUGCUACCCAAUUGAGCUCGAUUACUAGUCUUGCGUCGACCUGGACCUGGAGUUAUACCGGAGACUCUCUCCUAGCAGAUGUGUCCUACGAUGCCUUCUUGUCCUCUGAAGCUUCCACGACUGCCACGCACGACUACGAGAUCAUGAUCUGGCUUAGUGCUCUUGGUGGCGCCGAGCCUAUUGGAUAUGGCAAUCCGGUUGUCUCGGUGCCUAUUGGUGAUUACACCUGGGAUCUGUACCAAGGGACCAAUACCUGGACUGUCUUCAGCUUUGUGGCACAGAGCGAGAUCACAGAUUUCUCAGGGGAUAUCAAUGACUUUUUCACCUAUCUCAUUGACAACCAUGGCGUGCCGUCGAGUUACUAUCUUCAGACUAUUGGGGCGGGCACGGAGGCUUUCACUGGUUCUGAUGCGUGGUUUACUGUUGCCCCUUAUACUAUCAGUCUUAACUAA
Penicillium lagena is the source of this 789-nucleotide messenger RNA. Its product is annotated as xyloglucan-specific endo-beta-1-4-glucanase A. Gene Ontology annotation, biological process: polysaccharide catabolic process. The record is from RefSeq and is a predicted model, not a curated record. Lineage: Eukaryota; Fungi; Ascomycota; Eurotiomycetes; Eurotiales; Aspergillaceae. The coding region runs from base 1 to 789 and encodes 262 amino acids. The transcript is spliced from 2 exons. Gene Ontology annotation, molecular function: cellulase activity.